This is a messenger RNA of Manis javanica (Malayan pangolin), 2213 nucleotides long. It is a transcript of the gene AKIRIN1, whose product is annotated as akirin 1. Gene Ontology annotation, cellular component: nucleus; chromatin. NCBI's taxonomy places the organism in Eukaryota, Metazoa, Chordata, Mammalia, Pholidota, Manidae. Gene Ontology annotation, molecular function: transcription coregulator activity. The record is from RefSeq and is a predicted model, not a curated record. Gene Ontology annotation, biological process: positive regulation of macrophage chemotaxis; positive regulation of transcription by RNA polymerase II; positive regulation of myoblast differentiation.
ACGGGAGGCGGAGCCAGCGGCGCUGCCGGGUGCUGGAGGCGCCAUUGGAGCCGGCUUGGCUUGCGAGCUCCGCCGGGGAACCGGAGGUUGGGCUGCAGUUGCUCCCGCGUCUGCUCCAGGUCCCUGGCCCUUGAGCAACAUGGCGUGCGGGGCGACGUUGAAGCGGCCCAUGGAGUUCGAGGCGGCGCUGCUGAGCCCUGGGUCCCCGAAGCGGCGGCGCUGUGCCCCCCUUCCCGGCCCCACUCCGGGCCUCAGGCCCCCGGACGCCGAGCCGCCGCCGCCGCUGCUCCAGACGCAGACCCCACCGCCGUUUCUGCAGCAGCCCGCCCCGCCCGGUGGCGAGCGGCGCCUCCCAACUCCGGAGCAAAUUUUUCAGAACAUAAAGCAAGAAUAUAGUCGUUAUCAGAGGUGGAGACAUUUAGAAGUUGUUCUUAAUCAAAGUGAAGCUUGUACUUCAGAAAGUCAGCCUCACUCCUCAGCACUCACAGCACCAAGUUCUCCAGGUUCCUCCUGGAUGAAGAAGGACCAGCCCACCUUUACCCUCCGACAAGUUGGAAUAAUAUGUGAGCUUCUCUUAAAAGACUAUGAAGACAAAAUUCGGGAGGAGUAUGAGCUGAUCCUCAAUAGCAAACUAGCAGAACAAUAUGAAUCUUUUGUGAAAUUCACACAUGAUCAGAUUAUGCGACGAUACGGGACAAGGCCAACAAGCUAUGUGUCCUGAAGCUUUCUUUUGCAUAUCUGGGUACCAGGUUUGACCUCAAGAGAUGGCUGCUGUACACUUUUUGCAACUGGUUUGAUAUCACAUUUCAGCUCCAACUUUGCAUCCUGAGAACACUUAAAUGUUUCUGCAGGUCCAUUUUAUACAACUUGAAAGACCUUUAAACUUUCUGGUUGCCACAAGCAUAUCUUUCUUUUCUGCUCAUCCAAUAAACAGCUGUGCCCUACUGUGAGAUUUUCCAAACAAAAAUAUCUGGAGCAGCAGUUUAGCAAAAUAUGCCCUCAGUGGCACUCAACAAAUGGAGUUUCCCCAAGCACAGUUCUGUAAGAAGUGUGUCUGAGUGUGUGUGUAUAUGUGUGUGUGUGUUUUAAGUUAUUAUUUGUAUUGUGCAAAUUUUUUUGAUCUUGGGGUAUUCUGGCUGUGAAUUUGAUGCACGACAGUUAUGGUUAAAAACAUUUGCUCGGUCUACCGAAGAUCAUUAAUGUUUUGUGACCAUAUAAGUUGUAACAGUGGAUCAUUUUAUGUGUAGGUAUUAUUGUUAAAUACAGGGACUGUUUCCAGGCACAGAAUAUGAAUCAUAAGUUAGGAUGGAUAUUAUGUGAUUAUGAUGACAUAGCAAAGGUCUCUGGUCCUAGGUCUACAAAUAAUGUGGUAAGGAAUUAGGAUGAACUGGAGACAGGCCAUUUGAAACAUGGACUCUGUCUAGCUGUGUUAGAAAAAUACUUUGACUCCAAGCCUUAAAAUACCCAUGUGGAGUCUGUGCUCACCUCAUUCACACAAAGAGCUCCCUGGACACUGAACCUCUAAAAAGAAAGUCUCCCCUGGAGCAGGAGCAUCAGGGUUUGCUUGGGAGCAUAACAGGUGAGCAGAGGGCUGGGCUAAGCCCUGGCAGCACUGCUACUUAGGAGGAGCCACUUCACCUUUGUAUCGGUUAUUAAAUAGAAUUCGGAUCCUUGGUCAGGUUCCCCCAAAUUCUAAGAGGUGUCCGUGAUCAACUGCUUGAGCUUUGUUUUGGCAACCCCCUGCCCAAAGUUGCUUACAGACUGUUCUUCACCUUGUUUCCAAAGCUGAAGAACAGAAAGUGGCCUCUGUUUUGAGGAGGUGGUAAUUAAGUAUACAUUUAUUUUUUACUGUGACUUGUUCAGGACCACAUUGUACAAAAUGCCUUGUUUUCUUUAUUAUUGUUUCUGGAAAGGAAAGUUAUAUUAAAAUUGUUUUAGUUUGAAUAUAGAAUAGUUUUAUUAAUUAGGGCUUAUUUUGAAAAAAUUCUGAGUUGAAUUCUAAUGUAUGCCAAUACCUUCCAAAGUAAGGUAAUAUUCAGAGACAGUUGUUCUGAUCAGAUGGCUUAGAGAAAUUUCUGGAAUAUUCACAGAUUUCUUAUUAAUGAAUGUCUUUGACUUAAAUCUAACCAAAAACUGCAACAUUAUUCUUUGUACAUUUUCAUUAUAUAGUGUUAACAAGCUUAGUUGCAAACAAAUAAAAUACUUAAGCUAUU